Messenger RNA from Anthonomus grandis grandis, 3049 nucleotides. RefSeq names its product integrator complex subunit 4 (gene IntS4). The transcript is spliced from 16 exons. Gene Ontology annotation, cellular component: integrator complex. The record is from RefSeq and is a predicted model, not a curated record. Gene Ontology annotation, biological process: snRNA processing. Bases 145 to 3018 code for a protein of 957 amino acids. Lineage: Eukaryota; Metazoa; Arthropoda; Insecta; Coleoptera; Curculionidae.
GAUCAAUGUCAAAAUUGAGGUGAAACUUACUUAGGCCAAGUUACUUACUUACUUACCAUCGAUAUAUGAGAAGUUUUAUUAGUUUCAAUUUAUAUAAUAUAGAAUCUGGAAGCAUAAACUACAAAUUCAAAAUAAACCACUGGCAUGGCUGCCCUACUAAAAAAACGGGCGCUGGCCGAAUACAGUCAAACUAUCACCCAAGAAACAACACAAGUACCAACAAAAAAGUUAAAACUUGUAAAAAAACCUUUAGUAGGAAUAUCUGACUCUCUAGCAAAAGCAGUAAAUUUAUUAGAAGAGUGUACAACCAGCAAUGAAGUAGUAAAACUGUUACUAAGCGUCUCUGAUAAACUUGCACUUGAUCCCGCUGAUGUGCCAGAUGUAAUCAAAAAAUUAAGUGAUCAUUUUAAAAUUGAAGCUGAAUCAGCUGCAAGAGUAAAAAUCCUUAUGUUACUUUCCGAUAUUGGCCAAGAACAACCCUCGGAAGCCGCCAAUAUCAUAGAGGAAACAAUCAUUUUGAUAAAAAACGAUCAUUCCCACAAAGUCAUUUGUCAGGGCAUGAAAACCAUUUUAAAAUUAGGAAAACUUGUUACUGAACAGAGUUUUCAUCAGAAACUAGUUGAAAUAGCAAAGAAUUAUUUAAAGGAUGCUAAUCAUUCAGUGAAAUGUCGCUGCCUAGAAAUAAUAGGUACCCACACUCCUUUAUGUACCGGAGAAGAAGCUGACAAGCUCCUUCAUCUAAUUAGCUCAUAUUUUAAUAACGAUGAUGCCAGAGUGCGAAGUCAAGCCUUUCAAACUGUGAUAAUUUUAUACAAUAGGGGUUUUAAAAUAAACCCGAAUAUUUAUGUUUAUGUCUCAGAUGCUUUGAAGGAUGACUAUGAAAUUGUGAGAAGUGUUGCUCUCAGGUUAAUAUGGAUUUUGGGUAACACAUAUCCAGAAAAUGAAAUUAUAGUGGAAAGCAGUAUUCAUGAAAUUAGACUUAUUGAUGAUGCGUUUGGUAAAGUGUGUAAUGGAGUAACAGAUUUGUCAAUGCAAGUUCGCACUUUAGCGGCCGAACUUUUGGGCUCUAUGAAACUUGUUAGUCCUAAGUUCCUAAACCAAACUCUGGACAAGAAACUUAUGUCUAACAUGAGAAGAAAGAGGACAGCUCAUGAAUUAGCAUUGGAAAACGUAACUAGCGGAGAAUGGGCGAGCGGUAAAAAAUGGGCGGACGACGCCCCAAAGGAACUCUUAGAUGCGGACAACAUCAGUUUAAUGAGCAGUGGGGCUUGCGGUGCCUUUGUACAUGGACUUGAAGAUGAAUUCUUAGAAGUGAGAUCUGCAGCUGUGGAAUCCAUAUGUAAGCUCUCAAUACUCAACGCGCCAUUUGCCAAAAUGGCUCUUGAUUUUUUGGUGGACAUGUUCAACGAUGAAAUUGAAGAUGUCAGAUUGAAGGCCAUUGAUAGUUUACGGAUGAUUUCUGAACAUAUCGUUCUGAGGGACGAUCAGCUGGAAACUUUGUUGGGGGCUUUGGAAGAUUUCUCCCAAGAAGUAAGAGAAGGCUUGCAUCGCAUGUUGGCUUCUUGUCGGAUGUCCACCACAGCAGGAUUGAAAAUGUGCGUCGAGAAAUUGCUGGAUAAUUUAAAAAAGUAUCCACAGGACAAGAGAUCUACAUAUAGGUGUUUACAGAGUGUCGGAGCUCGACACCCGGAACUAGUGGUACCCCUGGUACCGCAUUUUCUAAAUAUACACCCAUUUUUCGAUAUGGCCGAACCGGAUGUUGAAAAUCCACAUUACAUUUGUUUGCUAAUUCUCAUACUGAACGCGGCGAAAUAUUCGCUCACUAUAGUGCCGAUCUUAGAGCCUCACACUCUGCGGCAUUACGCAUAUUUGAGGGAUACGAUGCCCCAAUUCGUUCCCUCUUUGACUUUGGGCGAUUCCAGUCCAGUUUCCAGACCAAGUCCACCUUCGACCUCCCAUAGUUUGGCCUUUUUGGAUACCGUCAUUUCUAAUUUGGAUAUGACCGAGAACGUUACUAAAAUUCGCGUAGCGCUACUUCAGAAGGCAAAAGAACAAUUGAACCGUUUAAGCGAUAUGGAUUCAACCGUUUCUGGCACAGCACAGUUUACUGCACUGUAUAUUGGGGCCCAGUUGCAAAUAUUACAAAUUUUAGAUAGAGGAUCUUGGGCAAAUCCAACCUCAUUGGCCACCCAACAACAAAACACUUUAAAAACAAACAUACAGAUUUUGCUUGAGCACUGUCUCAAGCUGCAAUUUUUCUUUGUGGGACUAAAUGCGGAGGAACAAUGUGCCGUUAAACAAUUUAGACUUAGAGCGUUGGCCCUGAAUUUGGUUUAUAUUGUCAAAGGAAGUAAUGCCUCGGCUCUAGCGCCUUGCUUCCAUUUCCUAACCGCUGUCGAAGAAAUGCAAAAGGACCUCACGCACAACGGUAUCCAACCGGACAGUUUCACUUCGAUGGUGUUUCGCGAUUUGGCCCAAUUGGAAGAGCCGAAACCUGGUGCCGUGGCCAGAAUUUUAACGCCAAUCUUACUGGAAUCGAAGAUUGAAAGCAUACCUAAGCCCAACAUUAACAUUCGGAUGAGUUCAGCUACGAUAAUCGAGCCGUCAGGACAAACGGACACAUCGUUAAAAUUCACGGCAGGAUUAAUCAUGUCGGUGCCGAUCGAGGCCGAACUAAAGCACCUCAUAGACCCCAGUAGGGUCAGACUGAAAAUUAAAUAUCCGGACCAGAAGACCCAAGUGGUACUGCCGAGACCCCAACAUUUGAAACCGUUACAUUACGAUCCAAACAAUAAAGAGGCUCACAUAGGGCACAACAUACGAUUACUGAGUUCCCUAUUAGUUUCGCAUCAAGUGUGGUCGGAGGCGUGCAACGUGGAAAUCAACGUGGUGCUCUGCGUACCGGAGGCGGACAUCGGCAAGAGGAAAUCCAGUUCGGAGUCGAAUCCCGCUUUAUUAGAUCUCUGUCCGCCGGUUAAAAUUAGCAUCGCCCCGAAACCCAUUAAGAAAACUUUGUAAAGUUCCAAAUAAAAUGAAUGUUGGAAAGUUU